AUGGCGGCGCCCGGGGGCUCUGCUGCCGCCUCAGUGUUGAAAGGGUUAAUUCAGCAAUUCACCGCCAUCACGGGUGCCAGUGAAAGUGCAGGCAAACAUAUGCUUGAAGCAUGUAACAAUAAUCUGGAAAUGGCUGUCACUAUGUUCCUUGAUGGUGGAGGAAUUGCUGAAGAACCCAGCACUAGUUCUGCAAGUGUAUCAAAUCUGCGACCACAUACAGAAGAUGAAGUGAGGGCACCUAUUCCUCAAAAACAAGAAAUUCUGGUAGAACCCGAACCCUUAUUUGGUGCACCAAAAAGACGUAGACCAGCUCGUUCAAUAUUUGAUGGCUUUCGGGAUUUCCAGACAGAAACUAUUCGGCAGGAGCAAGAAUUGAGAAAUGGAGGAGCCAUAGAUAAAAAGCUCACUACCCUUGCAGAUCUCUUCAGGCCUCCAAUUGAUCUGAUGCAUAAAGGAAGCUUUGAAACAGCCAAAGAGUGUGGUCAAAUGCAGAACAAAUGGCUCAUGAUUAAUAUUCAGAAUGUGCAGGAUUUUGCCUGUCAGUGUCUCAAUCGUGAUGUUUGGAGCAAUGAUGCUGUAAAAAAUAUUAUCCGGGAACACUUCAUUUUUUGGCAGGUAUACCAUGACAGUGAGGAAGGACAAAGAUAUAUACAAUUCUAUAAAUUGGGAGAUUUUCCUUAUGUGUCUAUCCUGGACCCCAGGACAGGGCAGAAACUAGUGGAAUGGCAUCAGUUAGAUGUAACUUCUUUUUUGGACCAAGUGACUGGGUUCCUAGGUGAACAUGGGCAACUGGAUGGACAUUCCACCAGCCCUCCCCAGAAACGUACUCGCUCAGAGAGCUUAAUUGAUGCGAGUGAAGAUAGCCAGUUGGAAGCUGCAAUCAGGGCAUCAUUACAGGAAACACAUUUUGACUCUGAACAAAUCAAGCAGGAUAGCAGAUCAGAUGAAGAGUCUGAAUCGGAGCUUUUCUCUGGAAGCGAAGAGUUUAUUUCUGUUUGUGGUUCUGAUGAUGAUGAACCAGAAAGUUCUGCCAAAUCUAGAAAAUCUCCACACAAGGAUAUGGGAUGUAGAAAAGAGGAAGGCAGAAAACCUCAACCUGAACCAACAUCAAGAACUGAACCUGAAAUGAUAAUAAACCAUAGAGGACUAUCUUCUGUAGAUUCAGGAGUGCUAGAAGAAACUGGAACUAAGCCAGAUGACUUACAGAAAGAGCCGAGCAUGAAUGGACCAAAAGCACAACUAAUGCUAAGAUAUCCAGAUGGGAAGAGGGAACAGAUUUCAUUACCUGAACAAGCUAAGCUUCUGGCUCUUAUCAGACAUGUACAGUCAAAAGGAUACCCCAAUGAACGUUUUGAACUCCUCACCAACUUUCCCCGGAGGAAACUUUCCCAUUUGGACUAUAACAUCACAUUGCAGGAAGCUGGUCUUUGUCCACAAGAAACUGUAUUUGUUCAGGAAAGGAAUUAAUUUCCUCCCUUGUCAUCUCCACCUACAGUACUAACUCAGUACAUAUGCAGAAUUGAAAGCAAGCAGCCAUUUCUCUCCCAUUCUUUAUGCUAUUCUUAACAAGUGAACCAAGUGAAAUUGGCAGAAAAAGUUCAUUGAUGCUGGAGGAAGGCUUAUGUGUUCAGUGGUUUGUUGCUGUUUCAAAAUAAAGUUGCCUAUACAUCCAGCAUGCUGCAGAAGAAAACUCCCAAGAGCAAGAACAAUUUUCUUCCCCUGAGAAAAAGAUAUCUGUUUUCUUUAAUACAUUCAUUUUUCAGAGAUCAUAUAACCAGGCAUUAAGGAAUUUUUCAGACAACCAUGUCAACAUGUGCAAUAUAUCUACAUGGAAGAUAUUUUGUGUUUCCAAUUGACAUGUGCAUUGUUUGGUUUUCAGCAUGGGUUCUUUUUCCUUGGGUUCCACAUGUUCUGAAAUUAGAAUGCUUCCUACUGUAACUGCUGCUGGUUGUAUGUGAUAAAUUGUUACACAUUUAUGUGCACAGCUUUUUAGGAAAGAACCACAGGCUUUAAUGACUAUGUGAAGAGAUUCUGUGUUUUGGCUACAAGUCAAG
Notechis scutatus (mainland tiger snake) is the source of this 2054-nucleotide messenger RNA. It is a transcript of the gene UBXN7, whose product is annotated as UBX domain protein 7. Gene Ontology annotation, biological process: proteasome-mediated ubiquitin-dependent protein catabolic process. NCBI's taxonomy places the organism in Eukaryota, Metazoa, Chordata, Lepidosauria, Squamata, Elapidae. Gene Ontology annotation, cellular component: nucleus. Gene Ontology annotation, molecular function: ubiquitin binding. The record is from RefSeq and is a predicted model, not a curated record.